CUCUGUGCAGCCUGGGGCGCUGGGAGACUCUGCUGUAGCUCGUCCUGCACCAUGAAGGAGACUCUGUUCAAGGGGAACUUCUGGAGUACCGAUUUAACGAGCACAGCUGGCUAUGACAGCAUUGUUCAACGUCUGAAUGAUGGCAGGAAGAACUGCAAGGAAUUUGAAGACUUUCUGAAGGAAAGGGCAACUAUAGAAGAAAAAUAUGGCAAAGAGCUCAUUAACCUGACGAAGAAGAAGCCCUGUGGGCAGACAGAGUUGAACACCCUGAAGAGAGCUCUUGAAGUUUUUAAGCAACAGGUUGAUGGUGUAGGGCAGAGUCACAUCCAGCUGGCCCAGACCCUUCGGGAAGAGGCAAGGAAGAUGGAGGACUUCCGGGAAAAGCAAAAACUUCUUCGGAAAAAGAUAGAGCUUGUAAUGGAUGCUAUUCAUAAAAAUAGGAAUUUGCAGUAUAAGAAAACAGUGGAGGCAAAGAGGCUGUAUGAGCAGCGAUGCAGGGAUAAAGAUGAAGCAGAACAGGCCGUGCACCGCAAUGCAAACCUUGUAACACAAAAGCAACAAGAAAAGCUGUUUGUAAAGUUGGCUCAGAGCAAGUCAGCUCUGGAAGAUUCUGACAGGCAAUAUCAGCUGAACGUUGGUGCCCUUGAGAAGAUCAGAGAAGAAUGGCAGAAUGAACACAUCAAAGCCUGCGAGUUCUUUGAGACCCAGGAGUCCGAACGGAUAAACUACUUCCGCAAUGCGCUGUGGCUGCACCUUAACCAGCUCUCUCAGGAGUGUGUCUGGAGUGAUGAGCGAUAUGAAGAAACCCGUAGGAGUCUAGAAAUGUGCAGCAUCGAGAAGGAUAUCGAAUUUUUUGUAAAUUUCCGUAAAACCGGAAGUGUGCCCCCAGCUCCUGUGGUCUAUGAAAAUUACUAUAACACACAAAGAAAUGCAACUACAACAAGAAAUCAGGCCCCAGCACCUGGGAUAGGGAGGAGGGGGCCAUUACCAAUUCCUGCGAGUGGGCCAGGUGACUGUGAUUACGCUACUGUUGAUGGUUACAGUUUAAUACAUCAGUAGCAUGAGCUGGUCUCAAAGCUGCUUGCCCAGUAGUGCCACUGAGUGCAAAAAUUAGUCGUCUGAGCCACCCAUCAGAGUGUAUUCAGUUGCAAUUCCAGCAUCGGGCACAGUGACACAGCAUGGAACUGUUUCUUCUUUUAAAAAAUAUUUUAAAACUCUAGGGUAUUUUGUAUGUUUUGAGGAUCCACAUGAGGUCCAACAAGGUCCCUUUUCCUUCACGGCGACAAACUACAAGAGCUGAUGUCUUAAUUUCGAGGUCAGAAAGGAGGACAUUGAAUCUCUGAAUAAUAUUCGCUGAAUCAAUAGAAUCUCCCCUAUCAAUAAGAGAGGCUUGUGUUCUGGUGUUGGUGACAGUUCUUUGUGAUGUGCAAACCUCUGUGGAAAACUCUAAAGGAUUUAAAAAAAAGGAAUCUCUUCUCACCAUGAUGACUGAGAAUUCACACGUGCCGCCAUAGUGCUGCCAAUGGGAAUCCUGUGCAGGGCUUUGGCCAUAGCACACAGGUCAAAGUAAGGUUUUGGUCUGGUACGCUGGAUUUUCACCAGGCUGAUUAAGAUCAUAGCCUAGCCCUAAUUGUGGGAGUGCUCAUUAGACUGUUUACCCAUGGCAAUGCUGAGAGUUAGAACUCAAGAGGUAUUUAUAUGGCUGUACUGUGCUUUGGCUCCAGGCUAUGCAGUGAUGUUGGAAGAAGCUGAUUCAUAUCCUGUCUCUACCUAUCACGCUUCAGGAGCCUGUUUGGAUUACAUGAAUGGUCCGUUAACUUCAAUAUGGGUUCUGAUGAGAGGAAGGUGAACAAGUUAUGGCCCUUCAGUAGUUACCUACCACCCUUCCCUGGUUCUACUGUGGCACAGCAGUACAAUACAGAACCAUCCUUGCAGGUCCAGGCUGGUGACCCCUCCAUUCUUGAAUAACUAGAGGACAUGAGCUGGCCCUCCGGAGAGCUACAUCUGAAGGCAGGGCUUGCUGCUGUUCAGCUACCCACCACCAGGGCUGGCUCUGGCUUUUUUUCUGCCCCAAGCGCAAAAAAAAAA
Messenger RNA from Chelonoidis abingdonii (Abingdon island giant tortoise), 2088 nucleotides. RefSeq names its product proline-serine-threonine phosphatase interacting protein 2 (gene PSTPIP2). Lineage: Eukaryota; Metazoa; Chordata; Testudines; Testudinidae. Gene Ontology annotation, biological process: actin filament polymerization. Gene Ontology annotation, cellular component: cytoplasm; actin filament; plasma membrane. Gene Ontology annotation, molecular function: actin filament binding. The record is from RefSeq and is a predicted model, not a curated record.